ACGCACGUCACGUCCGGCCCGGCCCCUGCCCGCCCUCCGCCCUCCGCGCUCCUCUCUCCUCCCGCUCGCCGUUAGGGAGGCUCUGCGCUUCAGCCGCUGCCUCUGUCGCCGCUCCCGCCCCCUCUUCCGCGUCUCCGCCGCUGCCACCGCCGGGGACAUCCGGGGGUCGCUUAUCGGGCUGGCCCCGCGCCUCAGCCGUCCCUUCAGCCUCCUGCCAGCUGCCGCCGCAGGAAGAGGCUCGCCGGCCGCGGAGCCUCCCGGGGCCUCAGUUCUCGCCGUUUUUUCGUUGCCGGGGGUCCUGGAGAAGCGGCCGCGGCCGGGGAACGGGACGUCGCGGUUCCAACGAUUAACUGCUGAAGUACUGAUCGAGUUCUGCGUUUCUUCAAUGAGGAACUACAGGCUGAUCUUCUGCCAUAAUCUCAAACAGCCAUAAAUGACAAAAGAAUGCUUGCUCAGUGAGGGUAGCUGGUGCAGAAUCCGUUUUUUAAACUUAGGUGUUUAAGUACUCAAAGAAAAGACAGCUUUGAUUUCUGGCUGCAAAAAAGAUAUGAGGAAGAGCUCCUCCCCUUCCUUGAGUAACUGCAACUCCGUUCUUGCUAACAAAAUAUUUGGAAUUCCACUUGAUGAGCUGCAGCAGGGAGGACAUCCAGACAAUGAGGUUCCGUUCAUAGUCCGCCACGUUGUGGACUAUAUUGAGGAACAUGGAGGUCUGGAGCAACAAGGACUUUUUCAAGUCAAUGGGAAUGCUGAGACAGUGGAGUGGCUUCGGCAGAGAUACGAUAGUGGAGAAGAGGUGGAUUUGGUUAAGGAAGCAGAUGUUCCCUCAGCUAUUAGUCUUCUUAGGUUUUUCCUUCAAGAACUUCCUGAACCUGUUAUCCCUGGCAGUUUGCAUAUUCACCUGAUGCAGCUUUCUCAAGAUUAUAAUAACGAAGAUGAAUUUGGAAGAAAGUUGAGGUUCCUCUUGCAACAGCUUCCACCUGUUAAUUACAGUUUGUUAAAGUUUCUGUGUAGAUUUUUAGCCAAUGUAGCUUCACAUCAUGAAGAAAUUUGGUCUGCAAACUCUUUGGCUGCUGUCUUUGGUCCAGAUGUCUUCCACAUUUACACAGAUGUGGAAGAUCUGAAAGAGCAAGAAGUAGUGAGCAGGAUAAUGGCUGGACUUCUGGAAAAUUACUAUGAGUUUUUUGAGAAUGAAGAGGAAGAUUUUUCAUCGAAUGACUUGAGUUCAAUUACUGAACAGGUCAAUGAACUUUCUGAGGAAGAAGAGGAAGAUGAAAAGCUGGAACAUAUAGAAGAACUUCCAGAAGAGGGUGCAGAAAAAUCAACUGACAUGCCAGAGGUGGUACAAUUAAGGAUGACUGAAAACAUCCUGGAACCAAAUAAUGUUACAGCAUCAACAAGUGCCCAUAUAUCUCCCAUCAGCAUCUUACCAGCCUCUGCAGACAUUUUAGAAAGAACAAUUAGAGCUGCUGUGGAACAGCACCUUUUUGAUCUGCAGAGCAGCAUAGAUCAUGAUCUUAAGAAUUUACAACAGCAAAGUCUGGUGUGUAAUAAUGAAGCAGGAAGUAUUAGUUGUGAUGGAGAAGGAUCUAAUAACCAGGUUGAUAUUGCUGAUGAUGUUAUUAAUGCCAGUGAAAGUAACAGAGACUGUUCAGAACCUGUGGCUAGCACUAAUUUAGACAAUGAAGUUAUGCAGCAAGAUUUUGUAUUUGAGGAUGAAGAAAAUAACCAGUCUGUAGGUGUACUGUUAGAGCCAUGCGGUGACCAUGGUGAUAGUGAAGAUGGCUUUCUUGAGAGGAAAGAGUAUUUGUCAUUUGACAGUGAUAAAUUGUCACACUUGAUUCUGGAUUCUAGUAGCAAGAUAUGUGAUUUGAAUGCCAAUACUGAAUCAGAAGUCCCAGGAGAUCAAAGUGUUGGUGUUCAAGGAGAAGCAGCAUGUGUUCAAAUUCCAUAUUUAGAUCUGAAGAAUGUUUCUGAUGGUGAUAAAUGGGAAGAGCCAUUUCCUGCUUUUAAGUCUUGGCAGGAAGACUCUGAGUCUGGAGAAGCUCAGCUCUCUCCACAAGCUGGAAGAAUGAAUCAUCACCCCCUGGAAGAGGACUGUCCUCCAGUAUUAUCACAUCGUAGUUUAGAUUUUGGGCAAAGCCAGCGUUUCCUACAUGAUCCAGAAACGUUGGAUUCCUCAUCUAAAGCACUUUCUUUUGCUAGGAUUCGAAGAGCAUCCUUUAGUUCAAAAGAUGAAAAAAGAGAAGAUAGAACACCAUAUCAGUUGGUCAAAAAACUUCAGAAAAAAAUCAGACAAUUUGAGGAACAGUUUGAAAGGGAAAGGAAUAGCAAGCCUUCCUACAGUGAUAUUGCAGCCAAUCCAAAGGUAUUAAAAUGGAUGACAGAACUUACCAAAUUGCGGAAGCAAAUUAAAGAUGCAAAACACAAAAACUCUGAUGGAGAAUUUGUACCUCAGACACGUCCACGUAGUAACACUCUUCCAAAAAGCUUUGGCUCUUCUCUUGACCACGAAGAUGAAGAGAAUGAAGAUGAAUCCAGGGUUAUUCAGAAGGAAAAGAAGCCAUCCAAGGAAGCAACACUUGAACUUAUUCUUAAACGACUGAAAGAAAAACGUGUUGAAAGAUGUCUUCCAGACGAUAUCAAAAAAAUGACAAAAGAUCAUUUGGUAGAAGAGAAAACUUCGCUCCAGAAAAGUCUUCUUUACUAUGAAAGUCAACAUGGAAAGCCGGUGACCAGGGAAGAAAGGCACAUUGUUAAACCUCUCUAUGACAGAUACAGACUUGUGAAACAGAUGUUGACAAGAGCCAGCAUCACUCCUAUCCUUGGGUCUCCAUCUACCAAGCGAAGGGGUCAGAUGUUACAGCCAAUUAUAGAAGGAGAAACUGCACACUUUUUUGAAGAAAUCAAGGAAGAAGAAGAAGAUGGUAUUAGUCUGUCCUCUGAGUUAACUGAUAUCUUGAAAACUGCUGUACAGGCACAGUCUUCAUUGGAGAACUCAGAAUCUGAUGUUGAAGAAAAUCAAGAAAAACUGGCUCUGGAUCAUCGAUUGUCAAGUACUCGAGCAGCUUCUAUGCCUGAGUUACUGGAACAACUUUGGAAAGCCAGAGCUGAAAAAAAGAAACUACGUAAAACAUUACGGGAAUUUGAAGAAGCAUUUUAUCAACAAAAUGGAAGGAAUGCCCAGAAAGAGGAUCGAGUUCCAGUGCUUGAGGAGUACAGGGAGUACAAGAAAAUUAAAGCCAAGCUUAGGCUUCUUGAAGUUCUUAUCAGCAAACAAGAUUCUUCAAAAUCCAUAUAAAUUAUGCUCCUUGAAAACAGCAUAAAAUCAGUUGUAUUCCCUGAAGCUGUCAUCGUGUGUACUUGGCUGGUUCUUGAGUUCAUGUUGUCAGGCACUCAGAGCGUCUCAUUUUGUAACUUGGUUGUGGUGCCACUAGAGAGAUGAUGGGGGAGGUGGCAGACCCUCUCUAGGGAGCACAGUGUUCCAUAUUAACCACAGACUGUCCUCUUUAGCAAACAUCCAGUUUUCUUCAUUGUUUUGUACUACAGAUAAAUCCAUCCUGUUAGCAAAAGACUAGUAUUUUAUCCUUUCAACUUCAAGAACUUUGGAAAUACAAGCUUUUUGUUACUACCAAGUUUAUUAUUUUUUUCAUUAUUGAAGAAAAUUGAGAGGAAAAUCUUCACAUUGAAUUCUUCACUUGCCUUUUUCUUACAGAAUGACUGAAAAUUUGAAAGAAAAGCCUAUAAAUGUGCACAUAUGCAACUGUGUUCUAUGUUUUCCUAGAAAACCAAAAUCAACUGAAAUUUCAAGUCCUGUGGAACACAUUUCUGUUUAAUUCCCAAAGUGACACUUUUUCACAGGUAGUAUGUUAGCAAAAUUUUGCAAUUCAGUGGUCACACAGCUCCUGGAUGAAGAUAACAGAGGGUAGACCAAAAAGUGACCUUGCUUAUUAUAGGAUAGUGAAAACACAUCACACAUCACACACAGAACUGAAUCAUAUCACAUGCUGCCUAUGGGACUUAAGUUACUGUUUUUUUCCUCAGUUAACUGUUUAUCAGCUAGUGGUGAUGUGAUUUGUCUGGAUCAGAUCCUACAUGCUCCCCACCCCCCACCACCUUCAGAUAAUGUGAGCAAAUAGCCAUGUCAGUAUGUAGGAAUUCAGAUGGUGCUCAGAUUUGUGUGUUCAAACAAAUGGGCCUAAAUUGGCAAAAGAAUCAUAAUGCCUGAAGUAAAUCUGUUCUUAACAAGGGCUAUACCACUGCAUUUUUACAUGUACCUUUGGGGGGUUGUAUCCUUUUUUCCCCUCUUAAUCAGCAAAAUCCAUAAAGAAAACAUACUCUAAAGGGACCACCUUUUGCUCAGUCACAUGCUGUUUAAACAGCUGGUUGGUUACAAGAUGUGUAGUGGCAUGCCCCUUGUCAUAUACUCUAAGCAUAUCUUUUCUUUGGCUUUCCAUAGCUUUUCUUCAGGUACUCUCCUUGUAUCAUUCUGCUAAUCAUUUUCACAGGAUAGUGACUUUAUUUGUGCUAAAAAUAUAACAGUCAUUAAUAGCAUAUUCCGGUCAGGCUUAAUCUAAAGUGUUAAUUUUUUUCUUAGUGCUUUUUUGGAUUGAUGAGUGUCUCACUUUGAUUGUGCCCAUGUUUUGCAUGCAGUGACUCAUGCAUGGUUUUCUUAACUAGGUAAUAUUAACAAUUUGUUCCAUAUGAAAAUGGACUUUUGCAACAUCCUUUAAUAAGAUGAGGGAAGCAUGAACCUCAGACUUCUGGCACUAUUACAUAGUAAGCACAUGAAGUAGCUUGAUAAUACGUAGCGUUUUUAGUACUCACAUUUCACCUGUGUGUGCAAUGCCUUGUUUGCAGGGAGGGAACAUUCAUUGGUAGUGAACAUGUAGUUGGGGAAUAAAGCACUAAAUCCAGCCCUUUUCGUGUGGUUUCCUUUUGAUACAGCUAGGUUAUUCAUAAUGUAUACCUAGAAAAGUGAAAUUGAAAAUGCCAAAAGAUCACUUUGAUUUGAAUCCAUCAUGCAGUGUACAUUUAAUUAAUUUCUUUCAGUCUCCAGACAGGAGUAUAUCCAAACAUCUAAUUUAACGUGCACUGUGUAUUGUUUUAUAUGAAUGUUUUAUUUUAUAUACCACAUGCAAAAAUGUCCAUAUGCACUAUUUAAAUGUUUUAAAUAAUAUAUUCCUUCUUUAUAAUGCUAAAUCUAUAUGAGUACCAUAUUUUUAUAAGUCAGUGGCCUGACUGGUUUCAUUUUAGAAUUAACAGCUGCUUCAUGAUGUUGGUUAUUCACUGUUAAUGUUUGGCUGCAAGUAGAGUAGAUAAAAGUGGCAUGGCAGCACUUAUGCUAUGUGACAGUAUUGUGUGUCGUAGUUGAGCAGUAGGUGGUAGAAAUAGGCAGUCUGUGAUAGUUUUACUUUGGUAUAAGUAAAAACUGUAUAUCUAUAUACAAAUAAUAUAUAGAUAUAUAUGACCACCGGUAUAAUUGCAUUGCUGUGUCUGGCACUUCAUUGUAUAGACUUUUGUAAUAAAAGAACUUUAAUGUUCUAAGUGAUUGUAAA
Messenger RNA from Rhinolophus ferrumequinum (greater horseshoe bat), 5555 nucleotides. RefSeq names its product family with sequence similarity 13 member B (gene FAM13B). NCBI's taxonomy places the organism in Eukaryota, Metazoa, Chordata, Mammalia, Chiroptera, Rhinolophidae. Gene Ontology annotation, biological process: signal transduction. The transcript is spliced from 23 exons. The coding region runs from base 548 to 3298 and encodes 916 amino acids. The record is from RefSeq and is a predicted model, not a curated record.